AUGUUCUCGAUUUUGACGCGCGGCGUCGCCGCGUUCGUCGCAAGCGUCAGUGGCGGUGGCGGAGCACAACAACAGCAGGAUGCGACAGGGGCGGAAGAUGCGGGCCGGGGCGGAAGCGCCGCCAGUAACCGGAGGACGUCGAGUGUGAGAAGUGAGUUGGGAGGCGGGAAAAUUUGAAUUUUGAAUUUUCAAAUUUGCCACGUGGAUUUUCAACCCGAAAUUUUGAAUUUUGUUGAAAAUUGCAAUUUUUUGAUACCCAAUAAGCCAUGGGAAAAACUAGAAAUUUUGAAUUUUGCCACGUGGAAUUUUUGGUGGGAAAAAUUAGAAUUUGAAAAAUUUGGAAUAAAAAAAUCAUUUUCAAAUUUGAAAAAAAUUUUUGUUGCUGUAGAAUUUCAAAAAAAAAAAUAAUGUGCUAGAAUUGUGCCACGUGGAUUUUUAACCCGAAAUUUUGAAUUUUUCGGAAAAUUUGCAAUUUUUUGACACCCAAUUGGCCUUGGAGCAUGAAAAUUUGAAUUUUGAAUUUUGCCACGUGGAAUUUUUGGUGGGAAAAAUUUGUAAUUUUGGCGGGGAAAAAAAUGAUUUUCAAAGUUUUUGUUACAUUUUUGUAGCUUAAAAUUAUGCCACGUGGCAUUUUUAGCAGCAAAAAAUUCAAAUUUUUUCCAAAUUUCCACUCAAAAAUCCGUAAUUUCCCUCAAAUUCCUCAAUAUUUUUUCGCAAAAAAUUCGAAAAAUCGUCAGAAGAACUACAAAAAACAAUCCAAAUUUUGUCCUCGUGAAAAUACAAAAAAUUUUUGUAGUCGCUUUUCGUCAAUAAAAUGGCGUGACGCGAUUUUUUCGCGCGCGCGCAAAAAAAUUUGAUUCAAAUUUAAUUAAUUAAUUAGCUAAUCCUUAUGUUUUCCCCUUAUUUUUUAAAUGAAAAAGUAUAGGAAAAAUUCCAAUUUUCCAGAAAUUUCUGAUUAAUAUGAGCAAUCGCUGAAUUUUUGAGCUGAAAAUUGUUAAGCCACGCCCACAAAACCAUGCCGCAGCUAGAAAUUCAUAAUUUUUCAUAGGAAAACCUAAGCCACGCCCUUAAAACCAUGCCGCACCCUCUUUUUUUUCAUUUCAAAUUUGAAUUGGCUCCUCUUCUGUCAAAUGUGUCUCAUUGAAUUUUAUGAGAUUUUUUUUGCUCGCCGAGCCCCCGAUUUUUCAAAUUUCCUCCUUCUCCCGAUUUUUUUUUGACCCAGCUCCGAAAUUUUCCAAUUUCCCCCCAAACACAUUUUUUUGGCUGGUUGGCUCUCAUUAUUUGCUCCCAGAAAGUGUCAAAUUUCAACAAAGUUGUUGUUUUCUUCGGCUGUUUUAAGGGGAAAAUUUCGGAUUUUUUGAGUUUAGGAUGAGCAAUGCCCAGAUUUUUGCUUAGAAUUUGAGAUUUCAAUGGCUUUUUGGGCUUAAAAUGAGCAAUUGAUCAAUUUUUGCUGAAAAUUUGAAUUUUUGAAGGCUUUUUGGGCUUUAAUUUGAGCAAUGCCCAAAUUUUUGCUGAAAAUUUGGAUUUUAGAAGGUUUCUAGGAGUUUAAGAUCAGCAGUGCCCAGAUUUUUGCUUAGAAUUUGAAAUUUCAGAGGUUUUUUGGGCUUAACAUGAAAAAUCUAUCGAUUUUAGGAUGUUUCAAAAUUUAAUAUGAGCAAUUGAUUAAUUUUUACUUAAAAAAUGGAUUUUUGAAGUUAACUGGGGCUUUAAUAUGAGCAUGACCCAGAUUUUUUCUUAGAAUUCAAGAUUUCAAAGGUUUUUUGGGCUUAAUAUGAGAAAUUGAUUAAUUUUUGCUGAAAAUUUGAAUUUUUAAAGUUUUUUGAAAGUUUAAUAUGAGCAAUCGGUGAAUUUCAGCUGAAAUUUGCGAUUUUUAAAGGUUUCUGAGAGUUUGAUAUGAGCAAUAUAUUUGUUUUUGGCUGAAAAUUUGAAUUUUUGAAGUUUAAUAUGAGCAAUUGAUUGAUUUUGGCUGAAAAUUUGGUUUUUUGAAGGUUACUAGGAGUUUAAAAUGAGCAAUCUAUUGAUUUUGGCUGAAAUUUGAAUUUUCAAACGCUUUUUAUAGUUUAAUGUGAGCAAUGCCCAAAUUUUUGCUGAAAAUUUGGUUUUUUAAAGGUUUCUGAGAGUUUUGUAUGAGCUAUCUAUCGAUCUUAGACUUUAAUAUGAGCAAUCCUCAGAUUUUUGCUGAAAAUUUGGAUUUUUGAAGGUUUCUGAGAGUUUAAUAUGAGUAAUCCCUUAAUUUUGCCUGAAAAUUUGGAUCUCACUGUUAUUUAGACUCUAAUAUGAGCAAUCCCUCAACUUUUCUCUAGGCCACGCCCACAAACUUAAAAAUGCGGCAUGAUUUUGUAGGCGUGGCCUAAUAAAGUUGGGGUGGGGGGAUUACUUGUUUUGCACUGCAUUUCAGCACAAAAGGCAGAAAUUUCUCGUCGUUUUCUCUGCCGCCCUCCAUUUUUUUAACACUCUCUCGCGCUUCAAAAUGAAGAGCAGUUUUUCUUCUUCACUCCUAAUCCUUGCCUAUUCUUCCUAUUCUGGGGUUUUUUUGAGUUGCUUCAUCAUUUUUUUUCGAAAUUAGUAGUUUUUGUGAGAUUUUCUGGGUUUUGGAGCGAAAAAUUUGCGAUUUUUGGAGCCAAAUUUGAAAAUUUUGGAUUUUUUGACACCUAAAAAGUUUGGGAAGCUGGAAAAAAUUUGAAUUUGAAUUUUUUUGCGCGAAAAAUUUCCCACAUCAUGUUGGGUGUCAAAAAAUCGCAAAUUUUCGAGAAAUUUAAAAUUUCGCGUUAAAAAUCCACGUGGCAAAUUUGAAAAUUCAAAUUUUUUGUUCCGACUUUCGAAUUUUCAGAAAAAUUUGCGAUUUUUUGACACCCAACAAGCUUGGGAAGCGAAAAAAAUUUGAAUUGGAUUUUUUCGCUCCAAAAAGUUCCCCCCAGCUUAUUGGGUGUCAAAAAAUCGCAAAUUACCUAGAUUUUCAUGUCAAUCUGGCAGGUUAAACAGCGUUGGCAGCGGUUAGUCGCAAGUUCGAACCCCAGCGCGCGCAAAAUUUUUUUUGUUGAAAUUUCAAAAAUCCCUCAUUUUUCUUGUCAUCUACCCUCGUGAAAAAGUAAUAUGGCUGAAAAAUUAGCCUAAUUUUUUUUUGCGAUGACUGCACUUUUUUUCAGAGUGAGAAAAAUUAGAUGAUUUUCUCAUUUCUCUCCAUUUUUUGAAUCAUUUUUCCUCGGGGAAUGCGGUUUUCUGAUUAAUUUUCCAAUUUUUCUAUUUUUUUAGUGGUUUUGGAGGCGGAAGUCGCGAAAAUUUAACGCGAAUCCCGAAUUUUCGGAAUCCUCAAGAAAUUUGCAAUUUUUUGACACCCAAUAAGCUGGGGAAAACUAGAAAAUUUGAAUUUUGAAAUUUGAAAUUUGCCACGUGGAUUUUUAACCUGAAAUUUUGAAUUUUUUCAGAAAAUUUGCGAUUUUUUGACACCCAAUAAGCCUUGGAGAAAAUAAGUUUGAAUUUUGAAUGUUUAAAUUUGCCACGUGGAUUUUCAAGCUGAAAUUUUGAAUUUUUCAGAAAAUUUGCAAUUUUUUGACACCCAAUAAGCCUUGGAGAAAAUAAGUUUGAAUUUUGAAUUUUUAAAUUUGCCACGUGGAAUUUUCAGAUUUGAGUUGAAAAAAUCGAUUUUUUUAGCUGAAAUUUCCCCAAAAAUUCAUAAUUUUUCCAAAAAUUCAUAAUUUUUGAGUGAAAAUCAUUGCUCAGAUUAGAGUUUUCAGAAAAUUUGAAAAAUUUUGAAAUCAAACAAUACAAGAAAAAUCAUUGCUCAUGUUAAAGUUUUUUUUUCAAAUUUUCAACCAAAAAUCAAUUAGAGCUGAAAUUCCCCCAAAAACUCAUAAUUUUUGGGUAAAAAUCAUUGCUCAGAUUAGAGUUUUCAAAAAAAAAAAAUAAAUUUCGAAACCAAACAAUCCGAAAAAAAAAUUUUUUGUUGAAAAAUUGUAGAUCAAAAAUUUUUUUCGCGCGAAAAUUUGAAUUAUUGAUUUUUUUGUAGACAUUUCAAAAAUUUUCUAGUUUUCUCAAAUUUUUCCAAUUUUUGCAGGUAUGAAUAGGCAACAAGGAGCACAACAACAACAAAAUGCUCAAUUCCAAAUCGAGCACCAAAAUCUGGAUCCGCAGGAAUUGAUGCAAUAUCUUAUGGAGAAUUUUGUGCCAAAUGAGCCGAUUUUGGCGAGUUUAGCCAUUCGAGAAGUGUGAGUUUUUGGGCUGAAAAUCGAUUUUUCAACCUGAAAUUUCCCCAAAAAUCAAUAAUUUUUAAUAAAAAUCAUUACUCAGGUUAGGAAUUUCAAAAAAAUCCGAUUUUUUUGAAAUCAAACAACCCAAGAAAAAUUAUUGCUCAUGUUAUCAUUAGGUUCAUUUUCCAUUAGCGAUUUUCCCGGUGGCGAAAUAUUGACGUGUUCUUUUUCGGAUUCUCUAGGCGCAGGAUUUCUAGCUUUUAAUACUUGACGUCGUACAAUACACAUUAGAACAUUUUUUAGAAAAUGAAAAGAAAAUGAAAUGUUAAAGUUUUUGAGCUGAAAUUACUCCAAAAAUCGAUAUUUUUGGUUAAAAAGCAUUGCUCAGGUUAGAAUUUUCAAAAAAAUUUCGAUUUUUUAAAACCACGCUAUCACAGAAAUAUUAUUGCUCAUGUUAAAAAAUUCAAUUUUUCUGAAAACUCAUUGCUCAGGUUAGAAUUUUCAAAAAAUCCGAUUUUUUUUUGAAAUCAAACAACCCAAGAAAAAUUAUUGCUCAUGUUAAAGUUUUUGAGCUGAAAUUACCCCAAAAAUCAAUAAUUCUCAAUAAAAAUCAUUGCUCAGGUUAGAAAUUUCAGAAAAAUUCGAUUUUUUUGAAAUUAAACAACCCAAGAAAAAUUAUUGCUCAUGUUAGAAAAAAUUCAACUUUUUGUUUGAAAAAUCAUUGCUCAUGUUAAAUUUAUCAUAAAAAUUCCAAAAAUAUCAGAUUUUUUGCCAUAAAAAAUUCGAAUUGCUCAUAUUAGUUUCGAUUUGGGAAAAACAUUGCUCAUGUUAAUUUACUAUCAAAAAACGUGGAAUUUUCAGCCCUCUCUCAAUUUUUGAGCUGAAAUUUCCCCAAAAAUCAAUUAUUUUUGGUUAAAAAUCAUUGCUCAGGUUAGAAAUUGCUGAAAAUUUCGAUUUUUUUGAUCUCAAACAACCCAAGAAAAAUCAUUGCUCAUGUUAAAGUUAAUAUCCCCAAAAUCGCAAAAUUUUCAGCGAAGGCCUAAAACAAAUGUUAUCGGACCUAGUGCAAGAUUCAAUGCAAUGCUCAUCAACAUGUAUAAUUCGCUGCCCGCGAACUCGCCAAAUCGACGCCGUUUCGUUGGCUUGUAAAGCCUCGUUGUUUGAUACACAGGUCAGAUUUGAGCUUGCCAUGAAAUUUGGAGCACUUUGAUAUCCAUUUUCAUGGGUUUUAGAUUUAAUAACCUCAGGGACUUUAAGAUUGUUAGGUUCCUAAGAAUUUUCAUAGCAAAAUUUGGAUUCAGCGUAAAAUUUGCAGCUUUUUGAAACCCAUAUUUAUAGGGUUCAAUGAAAUUUUUAAACCUUAAUGAUCUUAGCUUCAAGUUGCUCCAAACCCUAUCAUGUUUGAGCUCAAAAUGCUCAAACUUCCAAGAAUUUCGUCAUUUCCGAAUUCUCCGUAAUAUUUGGAGCAUUUUGAUAGCCAUAUUCAUAGGGUUUAUUGAAGUUUAUACCUUAGUGACCUUAAUAACCUUAACCUCAAAGUGCUCCAAAAGUUAUCAUAUUUGAGCUCGAAAUACUCAGAAUAUCAUGAGGAAUGUUCGAAAAUUAUUAGUUUUCUUCUAAACCCUAACCUUAAGCGCUAAUUAACAACCUUAAGUUCCAUAUUUUCAUUGUUCACUAAACUACACCUUGUUUGGGCUCAAAAUGCUCCGAAUUUCGAAAAUUUCCUCAUUUUCAGAUUCUCUGUAAAAUUUGGAGCAUUUUGAGCCCCAUAUUGAUAGAGUUUAAUGAACUUUAUACCUUAGUGACCUUAAUGACCUUAACAUCAAAAUGCUCCAAACCCUAUCAUGUUUGGGCUCAAAAUACUCAGAACAUCAUGUGGAAUCUGAGAAAAUGAUUAGUUUUCUUCUAAACCCUAACGUUAAGCCUAAUUAACGACCUUAAGGUUCCAAUUUUCAUUUUUCACUAAACUACACCUUGUUUGGGCUCAAAAUGCUCCGAAUUCUACGUGGAUUCCAAAAAAAUCGAUAAUUUUACAGAUCGAUCGCCUUUGUAGCUAUGUUUUCGACGAUGAACAAGUGGCGACAGCUUGCGAAUUUCUCAAAUACGUUUUCAAUCGUCUCGACAUCACCUAUCAUUUCGAAGAGAACCGCAUCAGAAAUCCGAUUUUCAUCGCUUUGGUUUCGGUUCGCCGCGAAAAAUGGAGACAGGGAUUGGGAGCCGCUGUUGUUGAAUCCAGGUAGCGAAAAAGUCGCGCGCGCGACAAAAUCGCAACACAUUUUUGCAGCAUCGAAGCCGCCCGCAAUGAUCGUUGUGAUGGAGCAUUGAGUUUGGCGAGCAAUUCGGUCGCUUGUCGAUUGAUUACCAGAAGAUUUCCGAUUACGGUAGGGCUUUUUUGGGGUGCCACGUGGAAUUUGGAGCAUUUUGAGCCCGAAUAUGAUAGGGUUUGGAGCAUUUUGAGCUUAAUCACCUUAAGGUUGUUAAGCCUCCAAACGCUAUAAAUGUGGAGCUCAAAAUGCUCCAAAUUUCAUGGAGAAUUCAAAAAUCAGGAAAUUCUUGGAAUUUGGAGCGUUUUGAGCCCAAAUAUGAUAGGUUUUGGAGCAUUUUGAAGUUAAGGUCACUAAGGUUUAAAAAUUUCAUUAAACUCUAUAAAUAUGGGGCUCAAAAUGCUCCAAAUUUCACGGAGAAUUCGAAAAUCCCGAAAUUCUGAGCAUUUUGAGCCCAAACGAGGUGUAGUUUAGUGAAAAAUGAAAAUUAGGAACUUAAUGUUGUUAAUUAGGGCUUAAGGUUAAGGUUUAGAAGAAAACUAAUGAUUUUCUAACAUUCCACAUGAUAUUCUGAGUAUUUCGAGCCCAAAUAUGAUAACAUUUGGAGCAACUUGAAGUUAAGGUCAUUAAGGUCAUUAAGGUUAAAACAUUUCAUUAAACUCUAUCAAUAUGAGGCUCAAAAUGCUCUAAAUUUCACGGAGAUUUCGAAAAAAUGCUUCAAAUUCAUGGUUUUGUGCUCAAAAUGCUCCAAACUUCGCAAAAAAGCUGACAAUUCUUUCCAGAUUCAAUCAAUCCGCUACGACACAUUCCGCGGAAGCCACCGCAAUCCUCCAAUCGUAAUGCCACGCGAAGAAACGCAACGUUGUCUCUACGUCAUGUUGGCUCGUUUCUGA
Molecule: messenger RNA, 7344 nt
Organism: Caenorhabditis angaria
Lineage: Eukaryota; Metazoa; Nematoda; Chromadorea; Rhabditida; Rhabditidae
Source: the annotation of a GenBank genome assembly